This is a messenger RNA of Chlamydomonas reinhardtii, 4028 nucleotides long. RefSeq lists its product as uncharacterized. Bases 694 to 3261 code for a protein of 855 amino acids. The transcript has 4 exons. NCBI's taxonomy places the organism in Eukaryota, Viridiplantae, Chlorophyta, Chlorophyceae, Chlamydomonadales, Chlamydomonadaceae. The record is from RefSeq and is a predicted model, not a curated record.
GCAGUAAGGAAUUGCACUGUCGUCCCGCGUGCCAGCCCGCAACAGAUUAUACGACACAGCCGAAGAAUGUAGCAAAGGCUGCAAAGCUUGAGCCAUGCCGGCGCUAACUUGUCACUGUAUUACCGCUUACAAGCAAUACACUGCAAAUACUUCCAUACUCUUUACUUGCACCAACUGGAAGUGAGCGAAGCGAUUCUGUUGUUGACAAAGGCCUUCACUGUGCAAACUGACUUCGGCAGCACCAUACUCUGUAACAAGGUUAGGAUAAGCAUUAACAACGCGAGCGCUGAUUUAACAGGUGCGCGGUGCGCUCUUGUGCUACUGGGUCGCUCAGCGCGGACGCGACUUUCACGAGCAGCAGCGCAGCAGACUGGAGUAAAUGCACAUAUUGUAUUAGUACAGCUGACCGAACUUCCUAGAGAGGCGCGGCGACGCCUCGACAUGGCCUCGGGGAGUGUUGCGCAUACAGCUGGCCAACAUGAAAGCGAAGCAAGGGCAGAUAUCACACUGUGAAUGCUUGACGCGCAACAGCAUCAGUGCGUGCGUUUAAGUUAAGGCGGUCGACCCCGUCAAGGUGGUCGACCCUCCACGCCUUCAGCUCGAGCUCAGCCUCGAGCUCAGCCUCGACACCAGCUGACCAGACCGUGUGACUUGACGUGUUCGGUGACGUGCCACACCUGCAGGUCUGGAGCAAUGAAAACAAGAGCAGCGGUGGUACUCUGUGGACUACUAGCGCUGGCGGCGGCGGGGGCCAGCGCGCAAAGCGCCGGCGCGGCAGGGUUAGGGUUCAGGCCACGGUUUACACGGCUGCUCAAGCAGGACCUCAGCAGUGUGGCCUCCUACCUGAUGCCCACACAGCAACCAGCGCGUUGCAGCAGCGGCGCCUGCUGCCAAGCCGACUCGUACGCCUCACCCUACGGCCUGACCUACGUCAACAGCACACAGCAGCAGUUUGGCGGGCGCACCUAUACCACGUUCUACUACACCUUCCACUCCAACCACGUGUGCGCUACUGACCUGGAUGCCGCCCAGUGCUGCAACGCCUCCGCCGACAACAUCUGGGUGGACGUGGAUCCCACCCUGCGUGUGAAGUACGUUUCAUUCGACGGGCAGCGGCUUAGCAACUCGGAGCAGAGCGAGUUUGGACUGAAGCUGGGCUCCGUCAACCUGCGGGUGGAGCAGGCCGCUGCAGGCAUCCCCCUGGCCGUCACCGUGGAGGGCGCCGCCGACAACCUGUGCCCGCCGCCCGGCCUGGCGCCGUUGCCGGGCCUGUGCGAGCUGGUGGUGCAGGGCGCCACGCCCGCCAACCCCAACGCCUGCUGCCCCGCCACCAUCACCGUGCCGAACCUGGUGACCGGCUUUGUGCCGCCACCCGGCAGCGCCUUCCAGUGCUCGGCCUCCCUGGACGCCUCGCCCUUCCAGCUGGUGUUUGAUGGCGCCACCUCGGCCGGCACCGACCCCGCCGACGGCUCCUCCCGCCUGGUGUCGUACAACUUCCGCCUGGCGGCCACCGCCUCCUGCCGCGCCAACGGUGUGCACGACUGCUGCAGCGCGCAGCUGUCGUACCUGGAUCUCAAGGUGACCAACGGCCUGCCCAUCGCGUCCGUGACGCUGAACGGCCGCGCCGUCAGCUUUUCGACUUCCGGCUUCAACGAGCCCAACACCGCCUCCUACCGCUCGCUGGUGGUGGACAACCUGAACCUGGUGGCCGACGACCUGGGUGCCGUGGGCCUGCCGCUGGCGGUGGUGGUGCGCGUGGCGGCAGGCGCCAGCGAGGCCGCGGACCUGUGCGACCCCAACCCGCCGCCCGGCCGCAGCCCCGCCGGCGGCUGCGCCUACUACCUGCACAGCGAGGACGGCCUGUGCUGCCCCAGCGGCACCGCCGGCCUGACCGACCUGCCCGCGCCGCCCCCGGGCACCUGCAACCCCAAGACGGCCGUGCCCGCUGCCGAGGCGUCCGUGUCGCUGUCUUACUACGAGCGCAGCUGCUCGCCCGCCGCCACCGCCUUCCGCUUCCUGCUGGCCAACCGCAACAGCGGCGCCGGCUCCUGCGGCCGGCCCUACUGCGUGGACGUGUGCAGCUGGUCGCUGUACCUGGACCCCUCAGUGGCCAGCCAGGUGGCUGUGGGCCACGAGCUGGCAGUGAACAACGGCAAGCAGGUCAUCACACCCGGCAACGUCGCCACUGGCACCCCCGCCAGCGUCACCUUCACCUACGGCCCCGCCGGCGUGUCCACCUCGUCCUUCUACGUCUCGCUGCCCGCCGGUGGCGCCACGCUGUCCGCCCUGUGCGCGCGCAACGCGCUGCCCGGCCAGGGCGCCAAGGCCUGCGCCGCUAUCGUCCGCAGCGGCGACGUGUACACCACCGUGUUCUUUGACGAGGCUGACGUCAUGGUGCCCGUGGCGCCCGGCAGCUCCUGCGCAGGCGGCGCCGCGCUGCCGCCGCCGCCCGCCGCGCCAACCUGCACCAGCCCCAAGCCCAUGGCCACCGCCUGCCUGGGCGUGCGCGCCGCGCGCUUCAACACGCUCUUCACCUCGUCCGUGUUCGACUUUGCGCUGGCGCCCGCUGCCGAUGCCGCGACCUGCGUGCCUGUGUCGGCCGCCGGCCGCCCCGCCACCGUGCGCGUGCUGCUCACGCCCAGCGCGGUGGACCAACUGGUCACGCGCAACCAGGUCCGCCCCACCGCCGGCCUCUCGCUGGACCGCAACAGUGGCGUGGCCUGGGCCCUGCCCUCCGCCAGCACCACUCCCGCAACCAGCCUGUCGUUCGCGGUGCAGGGCCCGCUGGGCGUGAGUGACGUGUGCCGCCAGGGCGUGUCGCCCGACCAGCCUGCCGGCAGCUGCGCGGCGGAGAUCAGCGGCGACGCCGGCUGCUUCCGCGGCUUUGUGGCUCCCAACGCGGACGGGCGGCUGGUGUGGGUCAGCGAGCAGACCAGCAGCAGCCGCGGCGUCAACCCCGCUGUGGUGGUGCCCGCGGUGGUGGUGCCUGUUGUGGUCCUGCUGCUGGCGCUGCUGGUGCUGGCCGCCUGGUACCGCCGCCGGCAACAGAAGUACUACCGCAAUGCCCAGGGCAUGCAGAACGGCUCGGUGGGCAGCUUCUCCGCCCACAGCGACGACCUCAGCCGGCCUCUGGCGGGCAGCCUCCGAGACGACCUGUCCCUGCCCUCGGCCAGCCCCAGUGAUGUGCUCAUCCGGGUGCCGGGCGCCAGCCAGGGCGGCGCAGGGCCGGCGGCAGGGUCCGGGACAGGGUGGCGGCGCUAAAGCUGCCACUCGUGCGGGAAGAGCGUGUGUGCCUUUGGGCCUACGGGCGCCGCUUGCUGUAUGCUCCGCCGCAUGUGCGUCGCCCGGGCGGCCGUGGGGGCGCGAUGCUGUCCUGGACUGAGGCGUGCUGACUCCAGUCUCCAACGAGAUCAAGACCGAGCCGGCGGGCGGACAACAGAGGAGACGUCAGCAUCCCGUCUGCUGGGCGUGCCGUGGGGGCGAGCGUGUAUGCGGCAGCAGCAGUGGUGGCGGCGGCGGCCUCAUACCUGGUGCUGCAGUGGCCAUGAGCGGGCGCGCCUGCGGCUUGUCUGCAUGGGCAGUAUGUGUGAGGUUGUUGGCGUGUAUGAGUGGCUGUGAGAGAGCUUGUGUGUUGUGACUGAUGUCGUAGCUUGACCGGUUGUUGGAUGUCCAGAUUGUGAAUGUACUGUGUCAGGACCUAGCGCGGUAGCUAACCGCGGAACAUAUUGCAGCGUGUGCGCGAUAGCGCAUUCUCUGAUAGCCAUGACGAGAUAGCUCCUGCGCGCCACGCACGUGCAGAGAAUGCCUAGUACCAUUCUAGCCGGCUAUAGAUUGAUACGUCCUAGCUGCAGGGUUGAGAUAACUCCCCUUGCGGAUUCACUCACCAUCAUUCACUUAGAAACCCUAGAUGCCAGGGCGCCCUUGAUUCAAGGUGCGCAUGCGGAACCUGCAGGAUGCUCGUGACACGGUGGUCGACCGCGGGUCUGCGGCUGCAAAGCCGCCUCGCUUGAUUGUAACAGACGCUGAGA